Messenger RNA from Annulohypoxylon maeteangense, 2393 nucleotides. RefSeq lists its product as uncharacterized. The record is from RefSeq and is a predicted model, not a curated record. The transcript has a single exon. Bases 696 to 2108 code for a protein of 470 amino acids. Lineage: Eukaryota; Fungi; Ascomycota; Sordariomycetes; Xylariales; Hypoxylaceae.
AUCUUCUCCUCUGCUUCUUCUUUCCUUUCCUCACAAAUUGUACUGGGCAUAUAUCGUAGGCGAGCUUGAGCAAGCUUCUAGAUUUUCUAGAUUCUCGUUAUAAUCGAGUCCUCCUCUAUCAUAUGCUCUAGAGAAAAUUAUUGACGCCGAUUUGGAAGCAUGUGAGAGUUUUCGAAUCUCGAGGAUCGCUGCCUCUUACCGCCGGCCGUUACAUAUAAAUGUUAGACUCACGUAUACAUAGACUCGAAUCCGGAUCUGAGAAAUAUCAAAUACCAAAUAUCUUAAUAUCAUAUUAUUAUACAUAUACUUCACGUUGAUAUACUGCUAUAUUAUGCCGUUAACUUGUCUUGUUCUCGAUGCCGCCAACGUCAACGAUUCCAGAUAAUAUUCAUUAACAAUAGCUGACUUACAGCGUAGGUACGAAGCCAAGGUCUGUUGGCUGAACGCCAUGUCCGAUUUUGGACUACGAACGCCAUGUGCGAGAAAUGGUCAUAGCGUCUUUGGAUAACAAUUUUUCUCCCUUCCUAGGCUUUUCUCAGCAUCACGUCGCGUGAUGAUCGUCCUCUGCACCGAAUAUCAUCGUAUUCCUUCGUUUUACGAUCAAUUCCUCGCAAACGUAGUCCUUACGAGCUAUCACUUCUGCAUUGCCUUCCGUCGACCUCUCGAGUGGCGGUAAUCUCCUCUUGUUAGACCAAAUGGACGACGACAACGACUAUGGUGGACACCGGCUUAAUCCCAAUUGCCAACGCGUUGACCUAUCUCGAAUUACCACCAGAGAAUUGGUUUACCAUGUCGCUUCGUCCAUCGCCGGCCUUCGCAAUGACUACCCCGACAGAUUCGAGCAACUAGAGCAAGUCGUGCAGGGAGAGUCCAAUGACUGGAAGGAAAUAUUGGAAGAUAUCGGGAAGAAUCUCGAGUUUUUACAAUCAACCCUCGAUGAUUGUCAGGAAGGUCAAGAAGGCGCGGACGGGGUCAAGGCACUUCUCCGCAUAGUAGAGGACCAUAUCACCGAUAUGCAAACGGACCAAGAUCGGCUCUUACACGCCAUAGUCGAAUUCGCGAGUGCCAACCAAUCCCGAGUUGAGAGUAUGAAUGAUUCCGUAUCCGCUCAAAUGAGUGCUCUGCGCGCCGAGGUUCAGGCAUUGCGUAGAACCAUAAGCCAAACACCUCGGUUUCCUCAAUUUAGGAGACUGCCGGCUGAAGUCCGAUUUAUGAUUUGGGAUUUGGCACUCCCACGGCGGAUGGUAGGCCUCAAGGAAAGUUUUGGCAACGACACAGAAGAAUUCGAUAAUCCCCGAUAUGAAUUCAUAUCGAAAUUACCGCCGCCCUCCGUUGCCCAGGUCUGUCGGGAAUCUCGGGCUAUAGCAUGUCAAAGUGGCAGGCUUGUGUCGAUCAGAAAUUCUCCGGUAUAUUUGCCAUCCUGUCUUAGAGUACAAUGGACGUGGUUCGACUCAAGUCGAGAUAGUCUCUUCUUUCGGCUCUCCAUGAGUGGCUAUAGCCUCCACCCUAUAAGGGACCUGACCAGCCGCGCUCAGCACGUCACCAUAGAUUAUGAAACAUUCGACGAUGAUGUUUACAAUUUCUUCGAGAGUUUAUUCACCCCGAGUUCCUUCCCGCAGCUGAAGACUAUCGAUAUUGUGGGAGAAACAUACACCCAACCUGAGCGAAGCGACCCGGUUUUGGAGUCUCGAGUAUUUACACGUGACUGCAACCAUCCUAUUUCUAUCGAGAAGCAUAAUCAAUCUGUCAAAAAAGCUUUUCUGAGAAAGUUAAAGACAAACCACUCCUCUGAUGAUGUCGACCAACUUGAGAGAUUCUUAGAAGCUAAGGGGAAUACAGACGGCUUGCCACACGAUAAUAUUCACUAUGACACUCAGGCCUGGCACGACCGCCUAAAACAAUUACACGACAGAUGGCUCAUUAAUCAAUAUGAAGGUGGCGCCUCGGGCGGCGACGUGAAUGGGGGGAGAACAACGUCGGUCAGAGUCAACGAGAAGGAAAAGGUUGGGCCGUCCUACGAUUGGCUUGUCAUGAUGAAUCUGAAAAUACCUACUAUCCGACGCGUGGCUCUACUUCGCCUGAGGGGGGAUGGUUGGAAUAUUAUGUAGUCGGGGGACAAUAUUUGGCUAUGUGUUUCUUUGUUUCGUAUUGUCGUCUUGCUUUAUUUUAGGAUUUUUGGGGAGUUGUUAUGAUGGGUUCACGUAACGGAGAAUAGGGGUUGCAAUAUUGGUACUUGAUGGUGCGAGAUUUACGAAUUUUUUGGUUGCUUUCACGGUACAACAGAAAACUGGGUCAUACUAUCAAGCUCCUUCGAAGUAGAACUCGAUUGUCCUUAAUUUCUAUUCAUAUAAUAUUAUGUAUACGAGUUGAUGAAUUCCAAUAUUGAUAUUCAA